AUGCUUCAAUCGAUAGUCAUCAAGAGCCUUUUCAGCACAAAUACAAGGAUAUUUGUAGGCUCAGCCCAUGGCUACACUAAGGCACUUUCAAGUAUAUUGUCAAAGAAAUACUAUAGCCAGAUGAACCUAAACAAAAAUAUAUCGAAAAAUGAUAAGAAGACCAUCGAAGAUAAAGACUUGAGUGCAAUAAAAUUCAAGGUACCAGUUUCUUCGCAACUUCCGGGAACAUACCAGGCAGAUUAUGAAAGAAUCACAAAAUAUACACUAAUACCUCUCACAUUAAUUCCUUUUUAUGCAUCAUUUACUGGCAUUACACUACAUCCGCUACUUGAUGGGUCAUUAGCAACAUUGAUUUUAACAUAUUUUCAUUAUGGUUUCAAUAGUUUAAUAUUAGAUUUCAUACCCAGGGAAAAGUUUCCUAAAGCAAACAGAAUGUCUCUAUGGAGUUUAUAUUCUGCCACAGCAUUGAGCCUUUGUGGCAUUUAUGAAAUAGAAACCGAAAAUAAUGGUCUUACCGACAUACUUGAAAGAUUGUGGAACUAUGACGAGAGUAAUCUAUAUAUCUUUGGAAGAAAUUGA
Kazachstania africana CBS 2517 is the source of this 579-nucleotide messenger RNA. It is a transcript of the gene TIM18, whose product is annotated as Tim18p. Gene Ontology annotation, biological process: protein insertion into mitochondrial inner membrane. The record is from RefSeq and is a predicted model, not a curated record. Lineage: Eukaryota; Fungi; Ascomycota; Saccharomycetes; Saccharomycetales; Saccharomycetaceae. The transcript has a single exon. The coding region runs from base 1 to 579 and encodes 192 amino acids. Gene Ontology annotation, molecular function: transmembrane protein transporter activity. Gene Ontology annotation, cellular component: membrane; mitochondrial envelope; TIM22 mitochondrial import inner membrane insertion complex.